Dryobates pubescens (Downy woodpecker) is the source of this 1410-nucleotide messenger RNA. RefSeq names its product serine/threonine-protein kinase PAK 3. The transcript is spliced from 10 exons. Gene Ontology annotation, molecular function: ATP binding; protein serine/threonine kinase activity. Bases 1 to 1410 code for a protein of 469 amino acids. Lineage: Eukaryota; Metazoa; Chordata; Aves; Piciformes; Picidae. Gene Ontology annotation, cellular component: cytoplasm. Gene Ontology annotation, biological process: regulation of axonogenesis; intracellular signal transduction; regulation of actin cytoskeleton organization. The record is from RefSeq and is a predicted model, not a curated record.
AUGGUGACUGUCACUCAUACUUCUGUGCUUCCACAGAGUGCAAAGCCAGCAUCAGAAGCCCCAGUAUGUUCCCCUCUUUCUGGUGGAAAGGAUAAAGAUGGUGAAGAGGAGGAAAAUGACUAUGAACCUUCACCUGCUAUCAUACCACAGCUGAAGGAACAUAGCAACAAAUCUUCACCUGUUACCACGCUAUAUCCAUAUGAAGAUGAUGCUGAAUCUCCACCUGCUAUUGCACAGUGCCCAGAUGAAUAUGACAAUGAACCUUUGUGUAUUGUACUGGAGCCUGAGUAUGGUGGCAAUGACUCUUCACUGUGGCUGGAGGAGCAUGGCCAUGAAUCUCUACCUGUUAUCACACCACUGCCUGAAGAAGAAGACAAUGAAUCUUCACCUGUUAUGGCACCAGAGCCUGCACAUACAAAAUCUAUCUGCACAUACUCUGCAGUCAAACCUGCCCUGUCUGAAAACUGUGAGAAUUCAUGCAGAGAGACAGAUGAGCAACCAAAGAAAUCUCAGAUGACACAUGAGGAGAUCCUAGAGAAGCUGAGGAGCGUUGUGAGUGUGGAGGAUCCCAAGAAUAAAUACACUCAAUUUAAAAAAAUUGGCCAGGGGGCAUCAGGAACAGUUUAUACAACAGUUGACAUCACCACAGGACAAGUGGUGGCCAUAAAGCAAAUAGAUCUCUAUCGACAGUCCAGAAAGGAACCUAUUCUUAAUGAAAUCCAAAUCAUGAGGGGAAAUCAGCAUGCCAAUAUUGUGACCUAUUUAGACAGCUACCUAGUCAAUAAUGAACUCUGGCUGGUUAUGGAAUAUUUAGAUGGGGGUUCAUUAUUCAAUGUUGUUACCCUGGUAUGCAUGGAUGAAGGACACAUAGCAGCAGUCUGCAGGGAGUGCCUUCAAGCACUGCAUUUCCUCCAUUCAAAUCAACUGAUCCACAGAGACAUCAAAAGUGACAAUAUCCUUUUGGGAAUGAACGGAUCUGUCAAAUUGGCUGAUUUCGGCUUCUGUGUUCAGAUUAACUCCAAGCAGAGCAAACGGAACACAGUGGUUGGGACUUCAUACUGGAUGGCCCCAGAAGUGCUGGAAGAAAAGCCAUACGGCCCCAAAGCAGAUGUUUGGUCACUUGGGAUCACAGCAGUAGAAAUGCUGGAAGGCAAACCUCCUUACUAUAGUAAAAGUCCUCUCAGGGCCAUGUAUCUGAUAACUACCAAAGGGGCACCAAAGCUGCAAAACUCCAAGCAACAGUCUGCUCAAUUUUCUGAUUUUCUGAACUGCUGCCUGGAGAUGGAUGUGGGCAGGCGAAGUUCUACCAAGGAACUUCUGCAGCAUCCAUUCUUAGAAUUAGCCAAGCCCCUCUCCAGGCUCACGCCUCUCAUCAGGGCAGCACAGGCGGCGAAGAACAGCAGCUGCUAG